AUGCCGCUUCAGACUCCAGCUCCUGACAGUCUGGACCGACACAUUUGGACCGACACGUUUGGACCGACACGUUUGGACCGACACGUUUGGACCGACACGUUUGGACCGACUCGUUUGGACCGACUCGUUUGGACCGACACUAACGGUGAGGACGAGCCCCAGUGCAGUAUCUCCCCCACAGACGUGCAGCUGGAGGAGGGCUCUGAGGCUGAGUUCGUCUGCAGCAGCGCCUGUGUCACUGGAGCUGUGUUCUGGACCCUCAACGGCCGCCGUGUGAACGAGACCCUCUCCCAUCGGCUCAAUGCCACUCACACGGGGGUCCGGCUGUCCCACACAGACCUCCAGGACCCCUCCCACCCCACAUCCACAGUGCAGUGCUACAGCCAGGAGAGCCACAUGGUCCUGGGGGGAACCACGGUCAGAGUGUACACUAAACUUCGAGGCUUGUCGUGUGUUUUUCAUUCCGAUCCAAAUGCAUGGGAUGGUGUCCUGCCGCAGCUGCUCACCUGCAGCUGGGAGCAUCAUGUGCACUCUCACAUCAAAGUCACCUACUCUCUCACAUGUGGUCAGUGUGGGGCUGGCUCCAGGGUCAUCUGUGCCUCAGACGUCUCCCACUGCACCAGGCGGACUCUGGACCUGCCUCAGAUCUCGUUCCUCGAUAAAAAUACAGUUUAUGUGGAGGCCAAAACUGAGCGAUGGGAAACGCGCUCUGCUGAUUACACCUUUACAGCUUUGCAAAUCUUCAAAGUUCCUCCUCCAAAAGUCACCGUCACUGCACUUUCAGACCAUUUGCUGGUGCAGUGGAGCAGUCUCCCCAAAUUCAGAGUCGACGGCAGAUGCCAAGUCAGAUACAAGCACACAGAGAAUAAAGAAAUCGUUGAGGACCAGUUGAAUGUGACUCUGACUGCGGAUGAAAGAGGAAAGCUGAGGAUAGAUGCCGCUGGUUCUUGUCGCACAUAUGGUGUUAGCGUUCGCUGUGCGUUAGCCGAGGCACCGUGGAGCGACUGGAGCCCAGAGACCAGCACUCACACGCUCCUCAAACGGAGCGACGUGAAGCUGGACGUGUGGAGAAAAGUAUUGACGCUGCACGAAGAAUCUCUGGUUCACGUCAUGUGGAAGGGGUUGCCUUCACAUUGCCCGGGUGUAUUGACUUUCGCUGUGAGAGAACAAGACCAAAACCAGCUCCUGUCGACCAAUCAGAGCUGGGUUCCGUGUGCAAAAAGCCCGUGUGACAUCAUUACCAAAGAAGACGUCCUGAAUCUCGCCGUUUUCUACGACGGACACUUACUGGUGGAGGCCUCGCUGCUUCUCUCACCCUUCUCUGGAAACGACUCAGACCGGCGCUUCUGGGUGAGCCAUGUCCAGACCACACGGGACCACGAGGGCCUGGGGGUCAGAUGGAAAGCUCCGAUUGACCCGGUCAGUGCUUACGUUGUUGACUGGACUCUUGAUGGGAACAACUUUGAGUGGAAGAGGACCAAAGCCACUGCUGUGAGAAUACACGGCCUCAUGGAUAAGACGGUCUACAACAUCACAGUCACUCCGCUCUUUGACCAAAAAACAGGGCCCUCCUCUCAGAUCGCAGACGUUUGUUCCAGUUUCACAGAUCCUGGAAAUGUGACUAUUGUGAAUCUAGAGGCCUAUGACAGAAGUGCACACAUCAUUUGGAGACUUUCCCCAGAGAAAUGCAGCGAUUCUGUCCAGAAUUACACUGUGUUUUAUGGGACACAGAACGGACCACAAUUCAAUGUAACUGUAAAAAACACAGAGUUGUAUUUGAAGAACCUGAAUCCAAACACACAGUACCGGAUCCAUGUCCAGGUCUCGGCUCUGAGUGGGAGUUCCAGAAGCAGCGAGAGACUUUUUAAGACUAAAAUAUUUGACCCUCAGCUCAUCACCGUCUACAGCAGCAUCGGCAGCAUCACCGUCGUCAUGGUGAUCGCUCUAGUCCUGGCUGUUCAGAAGUUCAACAAGAGGCCUGUUCCAAACCCUGCUCUCAGCUCGGUGGCUCUGUGGUCCCAAAACAGACUUGAGAAGAGAAUCUUCCCAGUUGAGCCUUUCUCCAUCCCGUCGGAAAGCCUCUGUGAGCUCGUGUAUCCAGAAGAAAUCCAAGACCCAACUCCCCUUAACUCUCCAGCUGCCAGAGACCACAAAGACCCAACCACAGCCCCUCCCCAGAGCAGAGAGAGUCCAAGUCUGGGUCCUGCAGCACCAGCAGAGAACUGUCUGUUAAACCCAUACAGGAGUCAGACUGUAGAACGAAGCCCUCGCCCCAGUAAGAAGACCAGACUUGUGGCGAUAAGACAGCUCCAGAAGACUCCAUCCUUCAGUUCUGACUGGAAACAUGAGUCACCUUCAGAUGGAACACACACCAGUGACAUCACCCACCUGCUGCAAGGCCUGAUGGGAGAGAAGCUCACCGCCCUGGAUAAGCACUAA
Messenger RNA from Knipowitschia caucasica, 2439 nucleotides. Lineage: Eukaryota; Metazoa; Chordata; Actinopteri; Gobiiformes; Gobiidae. The record is from the annotation of a GenBank genome assembly.